GAAACCUUGAAGUCAUGGGUAAGAAUAAAUCUUCCAAGCGACCAGAGGAGACAUCAAAAGAUGAGAGAAAAGAGAACAAGAAUAAGGACACACAAAAACAAAAGAAAAGCAAAGAUGAUUCAAAAUCUCUAAGAAAGAACAGGGCUGAAGAGAAGUCGAAAGAAGUUUCUUACAUGAUAAAAUAUAAUCUUAAGGCUGGAGAGAAAAGUUCAACUCCCAAGCAAACAAAUGGAGCUAAAUCACCACUACAAAUAAACGUCUUUCAGCCACGUCAAACGUUCAAAGUCACAAAAAUACCGCAUGAAACUAAAGCCAGAGUCACAUUUCCAGAAGUCAAAGACACAAAGUUAGCGCAUGAAACGAAAGCCAGAGUCACAUUUCCAGAAGUCAAAGACACAAAGUUAGCCCAUGAAACUAAAGCCAGAGUCAUAUUUCCAGAAGUCAAAUACACAAAGCUAGCGCAUGAAACGAAAGCCAGAGUCACAUUUCCAGAAGUCAAAGACACAAAGCUAGCGCAUGAAACGAAAGCCAGAGUCACAUUUCAAGAAGUCAAAGACAUAAAGUUAGCGCAUGAAACGAAAGCCAGAGUCACAUUUCCAGAAGUCAAAGACACAAAGCUAGCGCAUGAAAUGAAAGCCAGAGUCACAUUUCCAGAAGUCAAAGACACAAAGCUAGCGCAUGAAACUAAAGCCAAAGUCACAUUUCGAGAAACGCCAAACAGAAAGUUUGCGCAUGAAACAAAAGCGAAAAACUCAACAAAGGAAUCUAAGGUCGCAAACGAAAGUUUUAAUAUAAACGAAGGAACCCAGGGGUUCUCAGUCAGCAGAAGAUGCAAGCGUAACAAAACGGCGGCUCUCAAACGCCAAAACGAAAGCAAAGGAAGCGGUGUUGACAACGAAAGCCCCAAAGCAGGAGACAGUCAUAACCAUGAACAAGUCACAAUUGUCGAUUUGAUGCGUGACACCGUUAAAUCUAAACAAGCAGGUGACAAAGCUCGUGUUAAGACUUCAGUUGAUAUAGAGAACGGCAAACAUCCCAUACAGAACGGUAAAAAUCCCCCAAAGAAAGGCAAACAUCCCAUAGCAACAGUGCAAGAAGAUCCACAACCCAUCCCAGGGCGACCCAGGAAUGGGAAAGCUUUAUCGAAUGCUCAUAAAUUGGAAAAAUAUCCUUUACCGGUUGAAAAGUUUUACAAAAGUAUAUCCCCCGAAGAGAUCCGUACUAAACGAAAAGCUAACGCAAAAGGAGGAGAAGAAGAGGCCAAGCCUUUUGUCGAAUUCCGUGUUACCAGGCCAACUUCAACACUUAAAGUGCUAAUCACGUCUACGGACAACAUAGCAGAACACGAUCAUGCAGGUACAGGGGUGGGUGAAUUGUUAAGAGAAAAUCUUACGGGGAAGUCAAAGCGAGCCCUGAAGAAAGAACGUCUUAAAUUCAACAGGAGAGCUAGAACAUCAACAGGAGCCAAAGUACAGAAACUAUAUCUCAACCCCGGGUCUCUUCUGAGCACAACGAAACAAACAAAUGGGACAUCCGCGAGAUCUGUGGGAUCUAAAUCAGACGCAUCCGUCAUUGGCGCAUUUAAAACUGAUUCACUGGAUGGUGGUAAUCCUGCUCGACUGUCAUCGGAUGAUGGGACACGGGAGCCAGACAAAGUUGAUCAGGGCGAGUCCAAGAAAGUUUUUUCAAAAUGUAGGAAAUCUAAUAAAAACAAGACAAAAGAGAGUAAAUUUAAAGGAAGCCCUGUGAGUAGAAAGACGCUUGAAGUUGAAACAGUACAACGUGAGAGUUUGAAACCAGAACAAGGUCUGUCAAAUGUUGAGAAAUCUAAACAAUGUCUGUCUACUGAGAAAUCUGAAACAAGUCUGUCACAUAAGAAAUCUAAACAAGGUCUGUCUAUUGAGAAAUCUGAAUCAAGUCUGUCAGAUACUGAGAAAUCUGAAACAAGUCUGUCAGAUAAGAAAUCUAAAAAAGGUCUGUCAGAUGCUGAGAAAUCUAAACAAGGUCUGCCUACUGAGAAAUCUGAAACAAGUCUGUCACAUAAGAAAUCUAAACGAGGUCUGUCAGAUACUGACAAAUCUAAACAAGGUCUGUCUAUUGAGAAAUCUGAAACAAGUCUGUCAGAUACUGAGAAAUAUGAAACCUGUCUGCCAGAUAAGAAACCUAAACAAGAUCUGUCAGAUGCUGAUAAAUCUAAACGAGGUCUGUCAGAUGCUGAUAAAUCUAAACAAGGUCUGUCAGAUAUUGAUAAAUCUAAACAAGGACCGUCAUAUGCUGAGAAAUCUAAAGAACGUACUUUAAAUGGUGUGAAAUCUAAAUCAAAUAUAUCAGGUGCUGAGAUAUCUAAUCCAAGGGCGUCAUACAAAGUGAUAUCUCAUAAAAUUCCACCUGUUGAUGAGAUGUCAAAUGCAAGUACGUCAAAUGGUGAUGUAUCUGAACCAAGUCUACCAGAUUGUCACAUAUGUACUCCUUGCCACUUAUGCCACUUUAAAUUGAAACCUAGUUUCAAUGUGCAUUCCAUUCAAACGAAAAACUCAAGGCACAAGCAAUAUUGGUUCUUCCAUAAGAGGUAAGCGACGCUUUCUUUAACUUGUGUAAGCAUUUUCUUGAAUUCACGUACAGAAAUAGCUUUAAAAUUAAUCUGUUAAAUAUUCAUAUUGCCCUAUAAUAUUUUGUACUCAUUUCCCCAAAUAUACAAUAUUAUCUCGUUUGUUUAGACCUAUUCGUUAUUCUUUGCCAGACGUAUUCUUAAACAGGGGCAUUGCCAGAGCACUUGUGCGAAAUGGUACAUAGAAUUUUGUAUACCCGUGGAGUCGACGCUCUUAAGUAAAAGCUUCACGCCAGACGAGUGGCAGGAUUACCUGACUGACAGGUGCAAGGUGACACCAAGCAAGAAAUCUCAGCUGCGCAAAAAAGCCCACGAGGCCCAUUUAAGAAAUUUUGAAUGGGAACAUUAAUGAUAUUCUAGUUAUGUAAAUGUAUAAGACCUUUGAUAAAAUGAUUAUAUAAUAUUAAAAGUAUAAAAUUAACUAUUUUAAUUUAAAAAUGAAUGUUUUUAAAAUGAUUGACUGACGUCAAAGUACCUUAUGUCCAUUUAAAGGUAGGUAGCAGUACGCCACGAAAUGUAGUGGUCAAACAGUAACGUCAUCUGCCAUUAUUAUUGGUGAAUAAAUGUAAUUUUUAAUUAAAAAUAAUAUUAAAAAACAAAAAAAACUAACCGUGGUGACGUCACAAUACUGAGUUAUUGAAGACUUUUUAACGACGUUGUCCAUCAAAACAUGACUUGCACUUCGUUUAUGACGUAAAAAUGUUAGUGUUACAACAUGUUUGAAAUGUUACUUGAAACAAAAAAAUUAAGUAAAUGAUAUGAGCAUGUUCAUUGAGCGUGUGAGAUGCUCAGCUUGGAUUGUAACAUAACAUCUAAGCAAACGGUGGUGGCUUCUGAGUUUCGUAUUUCGAGAAGCCACCGUUUGGGAAAUCUCCCACAAAGAGAAUCUAUUUUAAAUUAUAAACGUAUAAAGCUAUAAUAGGAUAGACCUACUUAUAGUUUCGUUUCUGUUCCGCUCAACAUGUAUCAUGAUAUUAGAAGUCCUUUUUUAAAUUUUUUUUAGACAAAAGGCUUUUUAAAAUUAUAUAUAUUUUGUUAAACAUUAAUUUAUUAUUACAUUAAUGAAAAGGUGUAAAUACUUUUAAUUAUAAAUUACGAAAUCACAUGCAUAUUCGAAACAACCAGCAACAAAAAAUGAAUUGUAUGAAUUUAACAAAGUCAAGAGAACCUAACUUUCCAUUAGCAUCCCUUCUGCUUCUGGUCGAUUAAGUGAAGAAAGAGGCUAAACUAGAUGCAACUUUUUUCAAUUUUAUUCUGUUUUUUCUGUUGUUUGUUCGCUGACGAAGGCUACUGUCGACACGUUCUUUGUUUUGUACGUUCCCUUUAAAAGGCUUGACCUUACUUUGUUUUACUUAUUAAAAAACAAGAAGUAAUUUGAAACUCGAAAAUAAUGUUCACAAAAACUAUGGAAACAUUCGUAUUUCCCUUUUAAAGCAAAGGAAAUUUCUUAACGAUCUUUACAUUAACAAUGUGGGCAGCAUGAUGCCCUCUAGAAACGUGAGGUCCUUAGAAACAUGAGGUCCCCUAGAAACGUGAGGUCCACUAGAAACGUGAGGUCCCCUAGAAAUGUGAGGUCCCUUGAAACGUGAGGUCCGCUAGAAACGUGAGGUCCUUAUAAACGUGAGGUCCUUAGAAAUGUGAGGUCCCAUAGAAACGUGAGGUCCAUAGAAACGUGAGGUCCCCUAGAUUCAUGAGGUCCUCAGAAGCGUGAGGUCCCCUAGCAGCGUGAGGUCCCCUAGCAGCGUGAUGCCCUACCCCCACUCCCUAGAAGCACGAGGUCCCCUAGCAGCGUGAGGUCCCCUAGAAGCGUGAGGUCCCCUAGCAGCGUGAUGCCCUUCUCCCACUUCCUAGACGCGUUAGGUCCCCU
Lymnaea stagnalis (great pond snail) is the source of this 4475-nucleotide messenger RNA. The record is from the annotation of a GenBank genome assembly. Lineage: Eukaryota; Metazoa; Mollusca; Gastropoda; Lymnaeidae.